UCGAUUUCCCCACCCAUUCCAGAGAGCAAAAGAAGGAGAAUGAGCUCACACCCUCUCUCCUUCACCCCUCUUCGCCGCAUCCCAACCAACACACUGCCGCUACCACCACCAUCACCUACCUCCAAUCUCCACCGCACUCCAUCCUCAAGAACCUACAUCCCUUCUCACGUGUACAAGCACCCCUCAGCCAUACUCCUCGAGCUCUGUACUUCCAUGAAAGAACUCCACCAAUUCAUCCCCCUCAUCAUCAAGAACGGUCUCUAUUCGGAGCAUUUGUUCCAGACCAAACUUGUCAGUUUGUUCUGCAAAUUCGGUAGCCUCCAUGAGGCUGCUCGAGUUUUCCAACCCAUUGAGGACAAAAUCGAUGAGCUUUACCACACAAUGCUCAAAGGGUACGCCAGGAAUUCUUCAUUGGACGAUGCCGUGUCCUUUUUCUGUAGAAUGAGGUACGAUGGUGUGAGGCCUGUUGUUUAUAAUUUUACUUAUUUGUUGAAAGUUUGUGGCGAUAAUGCGGACCUUAGAAAGGGUAAGGAGAUUCACUGUCAGUUGAUUGUUAAUGGUUUUGCGUCGAAUGUGUUUGCGAUGACUGGUGUUGUGAAUAUGUAUGCCAAAUGUAGGCUUGUUGAGGAAGCGUAUAAGAUGUUUGAUAGAAUGCCUGAGAGGGACUUGGUUUGCUGGAACACGAUUAUUUCCGGCUAUGCGCAAAAUGGGUUUGGGAAAACUGCUUUGGAAUUGGUUUUGCGAAUGCAGGAGGAGGGAAAAAGGCCUGAUUCCAUCACCAUUGUUAGUAUUCUGCCUGCUGUAGCGGAUAUGGGAUCACUGAGAAUUGGCAGGUCGAUUCAUGGGUAUAGUAUGAGAGCUGGGUUUGAGUCGUUUGUGAAUGUGUCUACUGCUUUGGUGGACAUGUAUUCAAAAUGUGGUUCAGUGGGCACAGCUCGGUUGAUUUUUGAUAGGAUGACUGGUAAGACUGUGGUUUCAUGGAAUUCCAUGAUUGAUGGGUAUGUGCAAAAUGGAGAUCCUGGGGCAGCUAUGGAGAUUUUUCAGAAGAUGAUGGAUGAACAGGUGGAAAUGACCAAUGUUACCGUUAUGGGCGCUUUACAUGCCUGCGCUGAUUUGGGUGAUGUUGAGCAGGGAAGGUUCGUUCAUAAAUUAUUGGAUCAGUUGGAACUUGGGAGUGAUGUUUCUGUGAUGAACUCUUUGAUUUCCAUGUAUUCCAAGUGUAAAAGAGUUGACAUUGCUGCGGAGAUAUUUGAAAACUUGCAGCAUAAGACCCUUGUUUCUUGGAAUGCAAUGAUAUUAGGUUAUGCGCAAAAUGGGCGCAUAAAUGAGGCUAUAGAUUAUUUUUGCAAGAUGCAAUUGCAGAAUAUCAAACCAGAUUCAUUCACAAUGGUGAGUGUGAUUCCUGCUCUUGCAGAGUUAUCGGUGUUACCACAAGCAAAGUGGAUCCAUGGUCUUGUGAUAAGAACUUGUUUGGACAAGAAUGUUUUUGUGGCUACUGCUCUUGUGGACAUGUAUGCAAAAUGUGGGGCCGUUCACACUGCAAGGAAGCUCUUUGACAUGAUGGAUGAGCGGCAUGUCACAACUUGGAAUGCUAUGAUAGAUGGGUAUGGGACACAUGGGCUUGGAAAAGCUGCAUUAGAACUGUUUGAAAAGAUGAAAAAGGAGGUCAUCAAACCAAAUGAGGUGACAUUUUUAUGUGUUCUCUCAGCUUGCAGUCACUCAGGCUUGGUAGAAGAGGGAUUCCAAUAUUUUGGCAGCAUGAAGAAAGAUUAUGGCUUGGAGCCUGCAAUGGAUCACUAUGGAGCCAUGGUUGACCUGCUUGGUCGAGCCAACCGGCUCAAUGAGGCUUGGGAUUUCAUUCAAAAGAUGCCUAUCGAGCCUGCGAUUAGCGUUUUUGGUGCCAUGUUGGGGGCUUGCAGGAUUCACAAAAAUGUUGAGUUGGGGGAGAAGGCUGCAAACAGAAUAUUUGACCUAGACCCAGAUGACGGUGGGUACCAUGUGCUGCUUGCUAAUAUAUAUGCCACUGCUUCAAUGUGGGACAAAGUUGCAAGAGUGAGAACAACAAUGGAGAAGAAAGGGAUUCAGAAAACCCCUGGGUGGAGUGUUGUAGAAUUGCAAAAUGAGGUUCACAUUUUCUACUCUGGAACUACAAGCCAUCCCCAGGCCAAAAAAAUCUAUGCUUUCCUCGAGACACUUGGAAAUAGGAUCAAAGCUGCUGGUUACAUGCCAGACACCAAUUCAGUUCAUGAUGUGGAAGAUGUUGUUAAGGAGCAGUUACUCAAUAGCCAUAGUGAGAAGCUGGCUAUUGCAUUUUCACUUCUAAAUACCAGCCCAGGUACAACCAUACACCUACGCAAGAAUCUCAGGGUCUGUGGUGACUGCCAUAACGCGACGAAAUACAUUUCACUCGUGACCAAGCGAGAAAUCAUAGUGAGGGAUAUGCGCCGUUUUCAUCACUUCAAGGAUGGAACCUGUUCUUGUGGAGAUUAUUGGUGAAUUGGUCUUUGCAAGAAUCCUGACUCCUGAGUAGCAACCAUUUGGGUGUGUUGACAUGAAGUUUCCACUCAAAUUUUGUGAUCUUUGACAACUUGGAAACGUCAUCAAUUUAUUGAGCUGCAUCUCCAGAGGUACUGAAAGCUCCAACAUUUAUUGAUUUAUUUCUCACCUUCUACACUGAUAAAUUUGUUGUAAGAUUGACCACAUUAUUGUCUAUAUAUUUAUUCUGCCUUUUACACC
Messenger RNA from Vitis riparia (riverbank grape), 2736 nucleotides. Its product is annotated as pentatricopeptide repeat-containing protein At1g11290, chloroplastic. Gene Ontology annotation, biological process: RNA modification. Bases 40 to 2496 code for a protein of 818 amino acids. Gene Ontology annotation, molecular function: zinc ion binding; protein binding; RNA binding. Lineage: Eukaryota; Viridiplantae; Streptophyta; Magnoliopsida; Vitales; Vitaceae. The record is from RefSeq and is a predicted model, not a curated record. The transcript has a single exon.